Messenger RNA from Exaiptasia diaphana, 2005 nucleotides. RefSeq names its product mitogen-activated protein kinase kinase kinase 14. The transcript has 7 exons. Gene Ontology annotation, biological process: protein phosphorylation. Bases 107 to 1684 code for a protein of 525 amino acids. Gene Ontology annotation, molecular function: protein kinase activity; ATP binding. Lineage: Eukaryota; Metazoa; Cnidaria; Anthozoa; Actiniaria; Aiptasiidae. The record is from RefSeq and is a predicted model, not a curated record.
GUUCCUGAACUUGACUUAAUUCCCGGAAAAUGUGUGUGCGGAUAUAUUUAGCUAAUGCUAAAAUCAAUAUAUUUCAGUUUUGUUUGAAAACUAAUUUAUUAUUUUAAUGGACGAAAGAAAACUUGAAGRUCUAUGUGUCAAAACUGACGAUAAAAAUGAAGUUUCAGUUCCCMAAAACGGCGACGACUCUGRAAAGUCCUAYUCUGGACCACUCGAUGGCAGAAAUGGCGCUAACCAAAAACAGACAGAAAAUGAUUUGUCGAAAAUCCCUUUUCCUACUAAAGAUAUGGAUUUAAUCGCAAGGGGUGCAGCAAUUCCAAACAAUAAUGAAAMCUUCGGACUUCAAAAUGUUCCGUUUGAUUCGACAGAAGAUACCACUUCUUGGAUUAGACCUCUCUCUGAACGUUCAAUAGWAGUUCAAGCAACUACAGAUUCUGCUACAACGGACCUCAUUCCUUCCGAAGUUCUACAAACUGAAAAGCGCGUACAAGCUUUGCUUCUUGAUCUUGGAGAAGAAAAUGAAGCUUGUACAUACAGACUUCCAUCAGCUCAUUUAGAGAAAUUAGAGGACGCCGGACAGACCGGAUUGUCUCAAGAGUAUUCUGCCGUACCUCAGAGAGACAGUAUAAGUGACUGCUGCAUUAAUGAUUUUAUGAGAUUUCCCUCGCCUCCAAMAACAUCUCCUUGCAGUAGUCUUUGCGAUUCGACGGACGCUGGACAGACCGGACGCUCUCCACCGCAUUCCACUGGCUGUUCGUCAGCGUCUUCUAAAUCCUUUAGCAAAAGUUACGUGUAUAGUUCGGCUAGCGUUGAUAGCACUCAGCCUAUUCCUGAUCCUCGGACGRAUGGCUAUGGUGAUACCCAGAUUUUAAUACCAAUGUACAAAUCUGAUGGAAAUGGCUAUUGCUGGCCUAUUGAAAUUCUACCCCUUGGAGGAAACCUCCGUUUUGACGAAAACAAACAAUGGGUGACAGUUGCUCCGAUUGGGCAAGGUGCUGGUGGAUCGUGUUAUAGAGCAUCAAUCUUAGCAGACAAUCAAAACAAUUCGGGCACCUUAUGCGUCAAAAAGGUGAUCAAAUAUAACAGAGAAGAGGUUUUGUCGCUGUAUCUUUCUGCCAAGGAUCAGAAGGAAGCGCAAUCGAUUCCCGGUAGUAACAAUAUUGUGCUUUUCUACGGUGCCACAUAUUGGAGGGAUGAAAUUCGUAUCUUCAUGGAAUUCAUGGAAGGUGAAACAGUUCAGGAUUUCCUUAAGGAUCAGUGURGGCUUCACAAGGACUUGUACAUGCAGUAUCUUGCAGAUGUUUUGUCAGCUCUUAAUUUUCUUCAUAGCAAGGGAAUAGUUCAUAAUGACGUCAAAUCAGCCAAUGUUUUACUAGACAGAUAUAAGCUUCAAGCAAAACUUGCCGAUUUUGGAAACGCUUCUCCAAUCUUCGACAAUGAAAGAUUGCAGUUGAUCAAAAAAGAUGUUUGGUCAGCGGGCUGUUUCCUGCUUGAAAUGAUUAACUGUUGCGAUCGUACGAUAUCAUCGAUGCGGUUCGGGGCCAAUGCAGCAGACUUGCCACACCAUGAUGAUACAGACACUAAUGAUAUAAUUCAGCUCUUCUUUGGUAACAAAAGCGCGGACGAACAAUACAACGCAAACGUUAUUCUUAGGGAAAUCAACCUUAGAGGGUAUAAAAGUUAGAGCAGAGGAACAAGAAUGAAUGAGUGAGAGAACAAAGGAAAGAAGAGAAAAAAUAAAGACUGUCAUUUUGUGUAAGAGUUUAAACUCCAAGUACCAAUCUUUUACGCAACAAAUCACCAGGUCGAUUUUUGGGAAAACUAGUUUCGUUUUAUUUAAAAACGUAUAUAAAACGAAACUAGUUUUCCUAAAACUCCUGGUGUUUUGUUGCGUAAAAGAUUGGCACUUUGAGUUUAAACUCUUACACAAAAUGACAUUUAGAAAAUCUUUUGUAAUCCGACAUAACGAAAUAUCAAAUAAAUAAAGAGUGACUUUUUCAUUGUA